ACUGCGGAGUGCUAUGAUCCUCUCACGGGCGAAUGGACCUUGAUCGCUCCCAUGCGCACUCGCCGACGUGGCCUUGAAGUAGUUGCAUAUCAGGGAAACAUCUAUGCGGUGGGCGGUACCAACGGGGCUCAUCCAGUGCGGAGUAUGGAGGUUUAUGACCCUGCAAUUAACCAGUGGCACGCUGCGCCUCCCAUGAAACAACAAAGGAGCUAUUUCGGCAUCACAGUGGUGGACGGCUUGCUGUUUGCAAUGGGAGGCUCCGAUGGCUUCAAAGUCACUGCAAAGGUGGAAUGCUACAAUGCAGAGAAAGGCAGCUGGUUCCGUACGCAGGACAUGAUUACACCCAAGAGGAACUUCAGCUGCUGCACAGUGCCCCCCUGCAUCAUACAGUACGCUGCACCUCGCCCACCUGCCCCCAUCUGCCUGCCUGGUGGGUAA
Brienomyrus brachyistius is the source of this 438-nucleotide messenger RNA. Its product is annotated as kelch-like protein 10. The transcript is spliced from 2 exons. Bases 52 to 438 code for a protein of 128 amino acids. NCBI's taxonomy places the organism in Eukaryota, Metazoa, Chordata, Actinopteri, Osteoglossiformes, Mormyridae. Gene Ontology annotation, molecular function: protein binding. The record is from RefSeq and is a predicted model, not a curated record.